GGGCCCGCCCCCUCCACCUGGCCCCAGGCUGGCUGCUGGAGACUUAGCCUGCGCCGGAAGUAGCAAUCUGGACGCGGAGCAGGUGUGAGGUGCAGCCAGCAUGGGUGAGCCCCAGGGGUCCAUGCGGAUCCUAGUGACAGGGGGCUCUGGGCUGGUGGGCAGAGCCAUCCAGAAGGUGGUGGAAGAUGGGGCCAGGCUGCCGGGAGAGGACUGGGUGUUCGUCUCCUCCAAGGACGCCGAUCUCACGGAUGCUGCGCAGACCCGAGCCCUCUUUGAAAAGGUCCGGCCCACGCACGUCAUCCACCUUGCUGCAAUGGUGGGAGGCCUGUUCCGGAAUAUCAAAUACAACUUGGACUUCUGGAGGAAAAACAUUCACAUCAACGACAACGUCCUGCAUUCGGCCUUUGAGGUAGGAGCCAAAAAGGUGGUCUCCUGCCUGUCUACCUGCAUCUUUCCGGACAAGACCACCUACCCCAUUGAUGAAACCAUGAUCCACAACGGACCACCGCACAGUAGCAAUUUUGGCUACUCCUACGCCAAGAGGAUGAUCGACGUGCAGAACAGGGCCUACUUCCAGCAGCACGGCUGCACCUUCACCGCCGUCAUCCCCACCAACGUCUUCGGGCCCCACGACAACUUCAACAUCGAGGACGGCCACGUGCUGCCCGGCCUCAUCCACAAGGUGCACCUGGCCAAGCGCGGCGGCUCGGCCCUGACGGUGUGGGGCACGGGGAAGCCUCGGAGGCAGUUCAUCUACUCACUGGACCUGGCCCGGCUCUUCCUCUGGGUCCUGCGGGAGUACAGCGAGGUGGAGCCCAUCAUCCUCUCAGUGGGCGAGGAGGACGAGGUUUCUAUCCGGGAGGCAGCCGAGGCCGUGGUCGAGGCCAUGGACUUCCGCGGGGAGAUCACCUUUGAUACGACCAAGUCAGACGGGCAGUUUAAGAAGACGGCCAGCAACCGCAAACUCCGGGCCUACCUUCCGGAGUUCCGGUUCACGCCCUUCAAGCAGGCCGUGAAGGAGACGUGCGCCUGGUUCGCCGACAACUACGCGCAGGCCCGGAAGUGAAGCGCCGCGACCGGCCAGCCGCCGGCCCCGCCCCGGAGACCCCGGCCGCCGCUGGCGGGCAGAGCCCGGCGGCGGCCACCCUCGCCCUCAGACCCUGCCAGGAGCCGAGGGCGCUGCCCAGCAAUGUGUGCCCACAUUCCACCCCCUGCCCCAGGGGGGCUCCGGCUGCUGUCCGCUGGGGCCGCCCUUCACGUUGCUCCUCAGGGAAACCACGGCCAGGACCGGCCCGGCCCCGCGCGGCACCUUGCUCCUCAGCGCCAGCGCCGGGUCCCGAACGUGCCCACUCGCAAUCUCGCUCUCCCACUCCUGGGAGCCAAUAAAGUGCGUUUCACAGA
Messenger RNA from Phyllostomus hastatus (greater spear-nosed bat), 1401 nucleotides. It is a transcript of the gene GFUS, whose product is annotated as GDP-L-fucose synthase. The record is from RefSeq and is a predicted model, not a curated record. Gene Ontology annotation, biological process: nucleotide-sugar biosynthetic process. Bases 101 to 1066 code for a protein of 321 amino acids. The transcript is spliced from 11 exons. Gene Ontology annotation, molecular function: GDP-L-fucose synthase activity. Lineage: Eukaryota; Metazoa; Chordata; Mammalia; Chiroptera; Phyllostomidae.